AGCUGAUGUGUCAAACAAAACAAACUGAUCGUCGUUGGAGGCUGGAGGGUUGAAUCCGGAACGGAAUUUCACGGUAUUUUUGACCAUACGAUUCGCACAGAAAGAGCUCAAGCUGCUAUCUCGCACCAUGUCCGGCAAGGUCCACACGGAAAAGAUGAUCACUUCCGUCAGGUCAAAUCGGUACGAGUUCACGUGGGUCCUGAAUGAUUUCAACGCCUGGUGGGCAAAAGCCUCAGGAGAAAAAAAGUCAUCGUUCAAAUUUCCUUCCAACGUGGACAAAAAAGUAGUGCAAUGGUGCAUAUUAUUUUAUCCUAAGCAAAGUGAAACCCACUCCGGAUUGUACCUUCAAGCGGCGAAUGAAACAGGCAAUCUCGAGGUCGAAUUCGAGCUUGCGAUGGAGGACUCCAAAAGAAAUACGAUCCAUAAAUUAGUGGCGAAGGUACAAAAAUGGAAAGCUGGAUGGGGUUGGGAUGAAUUCAUUAGCAAUGAUAAAUUACUGGAAGCCAUACACCAAGAUGAUCAGCUUUAUAUAGUGUGUAAAAUGACCACGUAUGAAGGAAUCAUUAACGAAUCGCUUCGUGAGAACCUACCAGAACCUGUGCCGGGUAGCCUGUCCAAAGAUAUGGACACUCUUGUCGACGGCACGAAGUAUGGCGAUGUAAAGAUUCUGAUCGACGGACAGCGUUUCUUGGCGUACAAAGGAAUCCUCUCAGCCAGGAGUGCCGUGUUUGCGGCCAUGUUCGAGCAUCCGAUGCAGGAAAGUACGGAGAACUGCAUCGCCAUCAGCGACGUCGAACCGGGAGUCUUCAAGGAACUGCUGCGGUACAUCUACACUGACCAGUUGACCUGCUUGGAAACGAUGGCGCAGAAGCUGUACCAAGCGGCCGAUAAGUACGACAUCCAGACGUUGAAGAGUCUUUGCCGGUGCCACAUCGUCAAGAAAAUGAGCUCGGAAACGGCCGCGGACACUUUGGUGCUAGCGGACAUGCACGGUGACAAAGAGAUGAAGAGUCACGCGCUACGGUUCCUUGGUGGAAGCGAGGCGGGCAGGGUUACUAAAUCCGCCGGCUGGAAGAGAAUGGUCCGGACUCAUCCGGAUCUCGUUGAUGAGGCGUUCGAUGCACUGACGGCUCGGAAGACCGUUGGCUAAAAGCAGCUGUUACGAUAGUAUUUUUCUGAGAUAUGUCCAAAAACCGUUUAAAGUGAAAUACAUUGUUUGAUUCAACCA
This is a messenger RNA of Culex quinquefasciatus (southern house mosquito), 1228 nucleotides long. RefSeq names its product speckle-type POZ protein-like B. Gene Ontology annotation, cellular component: cytoplasm; nucleus. The record is from RefSeq and is a predicted model, not a curated record. NCBI's taxonomy places the organism in Eukaryota, Metazoa, Arthropoda, Insecta, Diptera, Culicidae. Gene Ontology annotation, biological process: proteasome-mediated ubiquitin-dependent protein catabolic process; regulation of proteolysis. The coding region runs from base 128 to 1150 and encodes 340 amino acids. Gene Ontology annotation, molecular function: ubiquitin protein ligase binding. The transcript is spliced from 2 exons.